AUGGUUGAAGAUGGUCUGCAGAUAUCUGGGGAGGCUGAGAUGAUGGACUACCGUCCUUCCCAGCGCUCUGAGCUAGACAUUGACAUGCCUGUGAGACAAAAAGGGAAACGACGUGGAAAGAAGAAAACUGCUUGUGGAGAGUCGUCAUCUUCAAUGAUGGAUGCUCAUUUGGUAGAUGAUUCCGAUGAAGAUUUUUGGUAUCAGAGCCUUGGUUCAAGGCUAGGCCUGUGUGGCUCCGGGUUCUGUGGAUUGCGCUUGCAAGUUCUCCAAUGUCUCUGCGUGAGCUCGAUCAAGACCUGCGGUGACCUGGUGGCACAUCCGGUAGAGUGGUCGGAUCCAUCAAGGAAAAAAAUACAGUACCAUUACAAAGAGCACGACUUCAACAUUUCCAUAUCCUGGAUGCCGUUUCUGGUGAAGACCGGAAUCCUAGACCCCUCCCUCGGUCACCCGUUCGAUCUAUACCUCGACGAGUUCGACGACACCUGGUCCAACCAAACCGCGCACUUCCACUACGUCAUAAUCUCCGCGGGCCACUGGUUCUUCCACCCGAGCUACUUCCACCUCCAACACCGCCUCCACGGCUGCCUCUACUGUCCGGAGCCCGACUCCAACAACAUCACCCACCUCACGCCCGCCUUCGCCUACCGCCGGGCAUUCCGGACGGCGUUUCGCGCUACGGGCUACAAGACGUUCGUGCGGACAUUCGCGCCGUCGCAUUUUGAGGGCGGCGCGUGGGAUAAGGGCGGGAAUUGCCUGCGGACGAGGCCAUUCACGAGGAACGAGAGGUCGCUGGAUGAGAAAGCGUUGGAGUUUUACACGAUACAGCUGGAGGAGCUGGGAAUUGCAAGGACGCAGAAUAGAGGGAAGAGGUUUGUUCUUUUUGAUACCACCAAGCCUAUGGUGUUGAGGCCGGAUGGCCAUCUUAGUAUAUAUGGCCAUUUUCCAGGGGCAAAAUUGGUAAUGCCGAAUGACUGUGUGCAUUGGUGUUUGCCUGGACCCAUUGAUGCUUGGAGUGAUUUUUUGCAGGAACCGUUAAAGAGGGAAGUUGUACACAAAUGA
This is a messenger RNA of Salvia splendens (bonfire salvia), 1059 nucleotides long. RefSeq names its product protein trichome birefringence-like 20. Gene Ontology annotation, cellular component: Golgi apparatus. The coding region runs from base 1 to 1059 and encodes 352 amino acids. The record is from RefSeq and is a predicted model, not a curated record. Lineage: Eukaryota; Viridiplantae; Streptophyta; Magnoliopsida; Lamiales; Lamiaceae. The transcript is spliced from 3 exons. Gene Ontology annotation, molecular function: O-acetyltransferase activity.